Messenger RNA from Chaetomium strumarium, 1398 nucleotides. RefSeq lists its product as uncharacterized. The record is from RefSeq and is a predicted model, not a curated record. Lineage: Eukaryota; Fungi; Ascomycota; Sordariomycetes; Sordariales; Chaetomiaceae. The annotation marks the transcript as partial. The transcript has a single exon.
AUGACUGAAACGCACUGGGACCCUGGCAACCUCCUCCAGAUCACCGAGCCAGAGAGGGAUUUUGAAAUCCAGUGUGUGGGCAGAAACAAGUACGACUCCCGAUGUCGAUGGACCAAGAGCGGCGACGAUGCGACCGCCAUCCGGUCCAUGGUGAGGCGGCUGGCGGCACAGCCGCCCAGCAAAGCGACAAACCAAGACCUGGAGAGCCUUGCCCAGCUUUGUCUUUGCGAACGCUUCCACUCUAAUCAAUGGCUCCAACUCACUAGGCGCUGGAAGUCCGUCGUGGCCACGGCGGUCACACACCACGAGAAACUACUAUCAAAGCCAAACGGUGUCGGGGACAAGGCUCAGCUGGAGAAGCUGCUCGUCGAGCGGCGGAAGUGCCUUGAGAUCUUAGGUGUCCAGGUGAACGAGCCGGAUCUGGUGGGGAAGCUGAGAGUCUAUGUCUCCCACAACGAGAGCGAGAGGCGCGAAAACGAGGCAAGAGCAGUACAGCUGCAAAGCGACCUUGCCGCGGCUCAUGCCAACGUCCAAAGUCGGUUACAGGCUCUGGAGGAGGAACUCAAGGAGGCCAGACUCAGGGAGGUUGCGCUGGCCGAGGAGCACCGUGCGGAAUUGGAUCAGGUCGGGGAGACCGCCAUCGCCGAGAUCAGUCGCCUCGGAGAACUGCUUGGCAUGACGGCAAAGACCCAGAUUACCCGUCUAGGUGAGCAGUUCCGCAUGUGCACUCUGAAGCUGCUCAGGGAGACGGAGGAUAACUGGAAGCGUCGUGUGGCGAGAGUAGUUGAGGAGAAGGCUGCUCUCUCGCGCCUGCUGGAGGAAGCGAAGAUCAGGACCAAAGACCUUGAAGAAGCCAUGGAAGGACUGGAGCAUCAGGUAUCGGAGACGAAGACAAGGAGUGAUCAUCAGUUGGAGGAGGAGAAGGACAGGACGAGGCGAAUGGAGGAGGCAAACCAAGAUCUCGAGGCCCGAUUAUCGGCAGCCAAUGCCGAGGCCGAGCGCUUGCUAGACGAGGCAAAGGCAAAGUACACGAUGCUUGUGGAGGCACAAGAAAAGUUGAAGCGACAGCUAUCGGAGGCAGAGGCCGAAGCAGCCAAGCGCGCGGCCGAAGCGAACAAGGCUAACCGGGCCAACGAAGCGCUGGCCCAGGAGAACGCUGAUACUCUCGAGCAGGUUCGUCGUCUCGAGACUGACCUGGCCACCUCUGAGGCCGAGAUUCGACACCUCCAUGAAGACCGUCGGAGUCUCGAAAGAGGACUGCUACAAUCACAAUCUGACACGCAAGCCCUCCGCUCGACCAACUCCCACCUCACAGCCGAGGCGGCAGCUCUGCGCGCCCAGAUAACCGCCCUUGAAUCCACCCUCUCCAAAACCCUGCGCCACCGGCUCCGCGCCUGG